CCUGGUCUAACACACUGCUCUUCGACAGCGCUAACCUUUCUAGCUAAGUUGGCUAGUAUCACAGCAGAGAAAGUCAUCGUUAGCAACAAGCUAAUUUAGACACUGAAAUGCACUGUUGACAGUGCAGUAGCAAGUCAAGCCUUAACUUAAGGUCCCCUGCACAGCCCAUUGUUAAUCUGAGCCAGGGAAGAAGAGGCUAACAUGGCAGCCAAAGCAGGAGACAAUCCUGACAGCCUCAUGACUCUGGCAACAGUCUUCUGCCUCAGGAAUCUAAGGAAGACGAUGUGUUACCAAGGAUACAGAAAUAAGCUGUGUCUGCGCUCAGACAUCUUCCUUCCCAGUGAAAUCUGUGACAAGUUGGUCAACACAUAUAUGGAGUUAGUACACACAGACAGUAACUUCGAACCAGAGGAGAGCUUCUUCCAAUUGUUCUCAGACCCUCGAAGCACCAGACUGACGAGAGUACAGCUUAGAGAAGAUUUUGUCCGGGACAGAGACCUGGAGGCCAUACGGAAACAGGACCUGAUUGAACUCCAUCUCACCUACUGCAACAACCUGUCGUCUCGCAGCCUGAAAACACUGACCUGCUUCCGAGAGACUUUGCUCUCUCUUUGUCUCUUCGGCUGCAGCCACAUCUUCUACAAGAAGGGUGGAGCACCGCUCGCCUGCAAUGAAGACACAGACGAGGAUGAGGAGGAGAGCCCUGUUUCUAGGCAAGCUUUAGAGACGGACUUUAGCUUUCAGGGGUUCAACCGCCUCAGGUUGCUGAACCUGGGAGGCCUGCCUGACGAAGUGGAUGCUGAAACCCUGCUCAAGCCCCUGAAGUCAAUAACCUCUUUAGAUCUGUCUAAUGUACACUUGCUGGGAACAGCUUUUCUCGCUCAGUGGAAAGACAGACUGGCGUCUCUGGUGCUCUACAAUGUGGAUUUGUCGGAGGAGUUGGUCAGUACAGUGGUGGAGCUAGUUAACCUCAGGCAUUUGGACAUCUCUCGGGAGAGCAGGCGCACCACAAAGUUUAAGAUGACUAGAAAAAUCCUGACAGCCAUCACACAACGUCUGGUCAAUCUGGUUUCGCUGGACGUCUCAGGUCAUAUCAUGUUGGACAACUGCACAGUCCCACACUUUGAAGAUGCUAUGGGGCGUCCAAGCGUUGAACCGUGUAAGAGCAGCAUCUAUCCCUUCCAGGAGCUAAAGAGGCCCCUGCAGUUUCUGGGCUUGUAUGACACCACCCUGUGUAAUGUGAUGCACAUCCCUGCUUAUAAGGUGACUGGGUCAAAGAAUGAAGACCAGGUUCUGAAUGCCAUUGAGUCAUACACAGAGUUUCGCCCUGAGCUGGCCCACAGAGCCAUUAAUCAGCUGUUUGACAUCGCCAGGAUACAACACUGCAGUCAGCUGCUCCGAGCCUUACAACUCGUAAUAGCAGCUCUGAAGUGCCAUAAAUAUGACAAGAGCAUCCAGGUGACGGGCAGUGCUGCUCUUUUCUACCUAACCAACACGGAGUACCGCAGCGACCAAAGUGUACGGUUGAGAAGAGAAGUCAUUCAAGUGGUUUUAAACGGGAUGGAGCAGUACCAGGAGGUCACAGUCCAGAGGAACUGCUGCUUGACUCUGUGUAACUUCAGUAUUCCAGAGGAGCUGGAAUUCCAGUACAGUCGCGUCAACCAGCUGCUGCUCAAAAUCCUGGAGCCAGCCCGACAGGACGAGUCCAUCCAGAGAAUUGCUGUUCACCUCUGCAACGCUUUGGUCUGCCAAGUGGACAACCAUCACAAAGAAGCUGUGGGGAAAAUGGGAUUUGUCAAGACAAUGCUGAACUUAAUUCAGAAGAAGCUGCAGGACAGAAUGUGUGACCAGGUGAUGGAGUUCUCCUGGAGCGCUCUGUGGAACAUCACUGAUGAGACGCCUGACAAUUGUCGGAUGUUCCUCAACUGCCGGGGCAUGAGUCUCUUUCUGGAAUGUCUACAGGAGUUUCCAGACAAGCAGGAGCUUCACCGCAACAUGUUGGGUCUUUUGGGAAACGUUGCCGAGGUCAAAGCUUUGAGGCCCCAGCUGCUCACCCCACAGUUCAUCACUGUAUUCAGCAACCUGCUGGACAGUAAGGCUGAUGGCAUUGAGGUGUCGUAUAACGCAUGUGGUGUGCUGUCACACAUCAUGUUUGAUGGACCGGAGGUUUGGUCGAUGGAAGAGCCGCAGCGAGACACCGUGAUGAAUAAAAUGUGGGAUGCCAUUCAGAGCUGGGACGUGAGCUCACGACGCAAUAUCAACUACAGGUCAUUUGAGCCCAUCCUGCGACUGCUGCCCCAGAGCAUCUCUCCAGUCAGCCAGCACUGGGCAACGUGGGCUCUUUACAACCUGGUGUCAGUUUACCCAAGCAAAUAUUGUCCCUUGCUGAUAAAAGAAGGUGGAAUCAAUCUUUUGGAAAAAGUUCUGGAGCUGGAAAGUUCCCAUCCAGACACCAAGGAUAUGGCAAGGAAAGUCAUGGAGCAGUGUGAGAGCUUCAAAGAGGACCCAAUGGAAACUAAUAAUGGACAGGAGGUAAACUAUGGACAAAGAGGUUGACAGCACUGGAGCCAGUAAAGAUCAGGGAAACCCACCAGAGACCCCUGCUGCCACCAUCACCACGAGGGUUAUUGUGUGCAUUCUUCUUUUUAUUAUUAUUAUUAAUAAUUUGUAGUGCAGAGCAGUGUCUCUGACCAUCUUCACACCAGUUUGGACAAAACCUUAAUGUGUGACACAUACCGUUUCAAACCAGGUUCAUGGUGUUUGUUUUAAAGGGUGUUUAUCUGUGCUGCACAUAAGCGUCUCUUCUGUUGAUGGGUGACUGUUGUCUCUCCUUGAGUGUGUUUGUGUGUGUGAAUUGACAACAGAGCAGAAAUUUGGGCUGAUGUUUGGUUCUCAGAUGGGACAUAAUACUCCUCAGCUCUUUGGACAAAAAGCUGAAAGAUAGCGUAGUGUCCUGGACGGCUGUCAGAGGUCUCGGCUCUGUCACUGAUGCUGGUGGAAGACGACAUGUGUACAUGUCCACAGUAUAUAUUGACCAUCAUGUGUGUAAGCUGCAGAGGAAUCACACUGAUUCUGAUGGGAAGAGGGUCUUUCCAGGCAGAGCUGUUUGUGAUAUAUGUAAAUAUUCUGUGUGUCUCAUCCUUUUACUGUGUGUAUGUUUUAUAUUAUGACUGUUAACACUCAUGACUUUACUCUGUAUUUAAAUUUGUUAUAAGUUUGACUAAGGAAACUAUCCACAGAUUACCCAAUCAUUCAGGUGUAGGCUAGCACUUCUGGAUGCUCUUCUGUUCUGUAACAGCUCUUAAAGUGGUGCUCAACCUUGCCUAUGUUUUUCAUUAUCAGACACCAGCUUAUUGUCUCUGUAGUGGUGGACCUGAACCUCCAGAGAGACCUGAUCACCCAGAACAAAAACAUGAAUAAAAACUUAGUAUGAACUAUAUGGAUAUUACAAGCCUUUGUCAAAAACAGAUGACAUGAGGCCAGAUGCACAAAAACAGUUUCCUCCACACAAACGAGUGUUUAUUAAGGAAGGAUGUGAACACCUCAUACAUUCAUCACACAACCCGACAACAACUGAAAAUGACAGUUUAACCCUUUAAAGCCUGGCCCCCCAAAAAAGGGAGGAAAUUCAAGUUGUUUAAAUCUGUUGAACCGGUGGCCUUUCUGUGUAGAGCUAGCAUGUUCUCCCCGUGUGCUUAGUGGGUUCUCUCUGGAUACUCCGGCUUCCUCCCACAGUAAAGAAAAACAUGAUGUUGGGUUAAUUGGUCACUCUGAAUUCUCCCUGGGAGUGAGUAUAGGUGGUUUUUUCUCUCCUUGCCCUGUGAUGGACUGGUGACCUGUCCAGGGGUACCUGCCUCUCACCGGUUAGUUGCUUCGAUAGACUCCAGCUUCCCCGCAACCCUGAUUGGGAGUAAGCGGUAUAAAACAUGGAUGGAUAUUAUUAUUGAUGCCAAUAAUAAUAAUAAUGAACAACAUUAAUUUUUGAUGCAUUAUUAGUGUUUGUUGCUAUACCAGAAUGAAAAUUUGCUACCAUUUAACGUCCCAAGAAUAGCUAUAAAAACAUUGCAAAUGAAAUUUUUUGUAUAUUUAAGACAAAGGAAUUAGAAUUAAUAAAGAAAUCCCCAGCCCCUUAACAUGUAUAUAUGAAAAAUAAAUUAUUUUAUGUAAAUAUUUUUCAUAAAAUUGGCAUGUUGUAAUUGGCAUUUAAAGGGUUAAACAAAAUUGAAUUAUUCCAUAUUUGUAGUUUUCAUCAGAACUGAAGUUGAUUUAAAGAUUUGAGUAAUUAAUUCAAAAUGGUAGCCAAAAAUUGAGGAAAACACUACCUGAAUGGGCAAAAAAGUCCAUAAUGACCUACAAGGGUUAUGCACACAUCAGCAUCCUGUGCUACAUCUGUACAUCUGUCAAAUGAAACUGAUUUCAUGCUCAGAUUUCUGUAAAACUCUGAUUCUUCUCUCAUAGUCUCAUUCUGGUUUAAAAAAAAACAUAUUAUAAAAGUGUCUCCUUCAUUUUAUUCCUAAGAUUGAAAAUGGAAAUCUGAUUUCUGCCUUUGCUCUCAUAAAGUUUUAUGCAUCUGGCUCCUGGUCUAAGUCUGCUCCAACAAACGCAUCAAACUCUUCUGGAAUAAACUGAAAUAUCAUCUGUGAUCAUCCAGACUGUCGGCUGACUGUCGGUUGAUUGUCGGCUGAAAGUCGGCUGACUGUCGGCCGAUUGUCGGCUGACUGUCGGCCGACUGUCGGCUGAUUGUAGGCUGAAAGUCGGCUGACUGUCGGCUGAAAGUCGGCUGACUGUCGGCUGAUUGUAGGCUGACUGUCGGCUGAUUGUAGGCUGACUGUAGGCUGAUUGUUGGCUGAAAGUCGGCUGACUGUCGGCUGAUUGUUGGCUGAAAGUCGGCUGACUGUUGACUGACUGUCGGAAAAGGCUGUUGGAAAAUUUCCUUGCUUGAAUUUUAUUGUUCCCAUGAUGAACGUUUGAAAAAUGCCAUAUUGAUGCUGUGUUGAAUGGAAAUUUUCAUCCUCUCUUCGUUUUCUUCAUGAAGACCCAAUGCCUGAUUAACACUCCCUCUAACUCUGCUGUGGGUUUUAUUUGUUUGGAGGUUUAUGUGUUAAGCAGCUGGGUAAAGAGAUCUGGUUAACAAAUAUUCUACUAUUGAAUAAUGGAUUUAUUAUGUCGACUCAGUGCAGCGUUGAUGCUAUCUAAUGGCUGGCAGAGGAAUUACUGAUUUGGUCUCUCUGUGUAUUUAGCCUUUAAAGUCAACAGAGUUCCUGGAUGGUUUGAGUGAUGUCCGAUAAUUUAAAAAGGCAAGGUUGAAACAAAUGUACCUGUUGGCUCACCAUGUUUACUGGUGGGGUAACUUGCUGCUCGAUCUACUGCUUCACUUAAAUCUACCCUUUUCUGUUUUUCCAAACGAUGAGAGUAAAAUGGAGCAGUGCUUGGACAUUAAAACUGAGAGGAUGUGAAGAUGGGGUCAUUUCUGGCUCUCAGAAGUGAGCUUCGGUCCUUUAUUUAUUUAACAUCUACUUGAACAUGUCACUGCUCUCAUCCUGACUUCAGCCUACAGCUAAAGCCUGACUAACCACUGUCGUCCUCUUAAAGCUGCCGUGUGGAGUUUUCAACUUUUCUUUCAUCCAUCAACACUUUAGGCUGAACAAAUAUGUUAAAUCCAUUCCUAUCUUUAAAAAUCUCUCUUUUUUUUUUUUGCUAAUCAGAAUCUUCGUAGUGCAAAUUAACAAGUUCCUUCACAGAUUUUAUUUUUUUUAUUUUUCAUGACCCGACUUUAAAAUCCAUCUAUGAGUAACUUUGAAUUAAACUGACUAAAAAGUCAUCUCAAGUCACUUAACAAUCCAAAGACGGGUGGGGUCCAAAACCCACCCAACCAAACCCGACCCAAAUCCAAUCACACUCAAUCAAACCGAACCCUAAACCCAUUAUCUAGUUCAAUCUAAUUUAUUAUAUUCUAAUUAUAAUGUCAUUUAAAACAAAUCCAUAUAUGAUCCACAUUCACUUUAUAACUGUUCAUAUAAACCAGUUUAUAAAAUGAUGACUAGGAAAGCAAUGGCUUGAAUCUAAUCUUAUUGAUUCAGUCCUCCAUCCUGAGCUGCACAAGGAGAUAGUGGACAGAAAAAACCUGCUUUUGAACAGGAAGGACAGAUCCUGGUCCAGAAUAACUCCAAAGUUCACUGCAGUACUUGAAGCCAAGGGAAUACCAUCCAGAGUAAUUCCAUAGCUAGACAGAGUCUUCCUGAGGGUCUCAGGUCCAAAGACAACAACCUCAGGCCUUAUUUCCACGAUAACAUUUGGUACAUUUAAAAAAAAAUGUAUUUACUCAAAUAUCUCUCUGUGCAGGGCAAAAUGCAAACUGGGUGAGAAACUGUUGUGCAUGCCAGGCCUCAUCUGGACAGUGAAACUUUGCAACGACACACCCAGGUGUGCACCACAUCCUCAUAAGACCGGGAAACAGCAACAGAAGCGUUGCAUGCUAAGUGCUAAUUAUCUGGUGCAUGUAACCUCUUCGCUGAAUGCAUAAAUACUCCACCACAAACAGAUUUACCUUCAACAGACCAAAUAUAUUAAAUAUAUUUGUGGCACAAACACGACACAGAGGUCCGCCGUUGUUGUUGUGCUUUUUGCAGGUUAAGCAGGGUCUAAGUGUGCAAGUGCGAGAUGAUGUGAAAAACUUCGUCAUCAACAAAAGAUUCCAGUUCCAGUCAUCCAUGUCUAUACGUCUUUAAGACAUAUUUGUAAUACGACAAACUAAUUAGUUUCAUCAGGCUUCAUGCAGAUGUGUAGCUGAGUAACAUCUGGGUAGAAUUAAUAUUUAUACCACGGUGUCUAAUAUUAUGUCCUAAAGGAAGCUUGUACAAGGUCAAAAAGCAUUGGUCCAAGUACAGAACCCCGAGGAACUCCAUGACUUGAUUUAAACCAACAUAAUCUGGUUAAUUUAAUCCCAAUAACAUGUUCAAGCCUUUGUAGGUGAAUGUUGUAAUCCGCGAUAUCACUGAGAUCCAUCAGGACCAGAGCAGAUAAGGGUCGGUUAUCUGUGGGGAUCAUUCCUAACUUUCACCAGGUCUGUCUCCUAAUCCUGACUGAAACACUUUAAACAGAUUAUUUUGUAUUAAAAAUAUUAUUUCUCUGUAAAUGGACUCAUGGUUCAGUUUAAAAUAAUAAUAAUAAUAAUGAAAAGAUUAGUUUCAGUUUAAAUGGCGAAUAGUUUCAGCUCAGAUGAGGAAACACAGACUUUUGUUUUUAAUUGUUUGUUUCCAUCAGUGAUCGUGGUUUUCCUCAUGCAGCUCCAUGCUGUGAUCAGUUUCUUUCUGGGAUUUCUUCACUUCAUACGACUGAAAUAAAGCAGAGAAAACAUCUCUA
Melanotaenia boesemani (Boeseman's rainbowfish) is the source of this 7362-nucleotide messenger RNA. It is a transcript of the gene zer1, whose product is annotated as zyg-11 related, cell cycle regulator. The transcript is spliced from 17 exons. NCBI's taxonomy places the organism in Eukaryota, Metazoa, Chordata, Actinopteri, Atheriniformes, Melanotaeniidae. Gene Ontology annotation, molecular function: protein binding. The record is from RefSeq and is a predicted model, not a curated record. Gene Ontology annotation, cellular component: Cul2-RING ubiquitin ligase complex. The coding region runs from base 202 to 2556 and encodes 784 amino acids.